UGGGUCCCGUGCUGUGUUUCAGGGAAGCUCAGCACCUGCGCCCCUUCGCACGAUCCCGCCGACAUGGCUCCUCAGGUCCCCAACAACGCCGACGUCUCGGCCAAGGUCGUGCAGGGCAAGCUGGACCGCCUGCCGCAGGCGGUGAGGGAGUUCGUCGAGCGCAGCGCCAGGGUCUGCCAGCCCGACCGCAUCCACAUCUGUGACGGCUCCGAGCGGGAGAACCAGCAGCUGCUGGGGCAGAUGGAGGAGCAGGGCGCCGUGAGGAGGCUGAGGAAAUACGACAACUGCUGGUUGGCGCUCACCGACCCCAGGGACGUGGCCAGAGUUGAAAGCAAGACAGUCAUCGUGACCAAAGAGCAGAGGGACACGGUCCCCAUCCCCAGGGCCGGCCCCAGCCAGCUGGGCUGCUGGAUGUCGGAGGCCGACUUCGAGAAAGCCUUCGACGCCCGGUUUCCGGGCUGCAUGAAAGGCCGCACCAUGUACGUCAUCCCGUUCAGCAUGGGGCCGCUGGGCUCCCCGCUGUCCAAGAUCGGCGUCGAGCUGACCGACUCGCCCUACGUGGUGGCCAGCAUGCGCAUCAUGACCCGGAUGGGCACGCCCGCCCUGGAAGCCCUGGGCAGCGGGGACUUCGUCAAGUGUCUCCACUCCGUGGGCUGCCCGCUGCCUUUGAAAAAGCCUUUGGUUAACAACUGGGCCUGCAAUCCGGAGCUGACCCUCAUCGCCCACCUGCCCGACCGCAGAGAAGUCAUCUCCUUCGGCAGCGGCUACGGCGGGAACUCGCUCCUGGGGAAGAAGUGCUUCGCGUUGCGCAUGGCCGGCCGGCUGGCCCAGGAGGAGGGGUGGCUGGCCGAGCACAUGCUGAUCCUGGGGAUCACCAACCCUCAGGGCCGCAAGAAGUACCUGGCGGCCGCGUUCCCCAGCGCCUGCGGGAAGACCAACCUGGCCAUGAUGAACCCCACGCUGCCCGGCUGGAAGGUGGAGUGCGUGGGCGACGACAUCGCCUGGAUGAAGUUCGACCAGCAAGGUAACUUACGGGCCAUCAACCCAGAAAACGGGUUCUUCGGCGUCGCCCCCGGCACCUCUGUGAAGACAAACCCCAACGCCAUCAGAACCAUCCAGAAGAACACCAUCUUCACCAACGUCGCCGAGACCAGCGACGGGGGCGUCUACUGGGAAGGCAUCGACCAGCCGCUGGCCUCCGGCGUCACGGUCACCUCCUGGAAGAACAAGGAGUGGUGCGCCGAGGACGGGGAACCGUGCGCCCACCCCAACUCGAGGUUCUGCACGCCUGCCCGCCAGUGCCCCAUCAUCGACCCCGCCUGGGAGUCCCCGGAGGGUGUGCCCAUCGAGGGCAUCAUCUUUGGGGGCCGCCGGCCUGCUGGUGAGGCGCCCCUCGGCCCGCGGGGGGAGGACGUGCCGCCCGUCCAGGGGGCCUUCCCUUCCAAGACCCCGAUGGCCAGCAGCGCCGGCGGGGGCAAAACCAUCAUGCACGACCCCUUCGCCAUGCGGCCCUUCUUCGGCUACAACUUCGGCAAGUACCUGGCGCACUGGCUGAGCAUGGCGCGGCGCCCCGGGGUCAAGCUGCCCAGGAUCUUCCACGUCAACUGGUUCCGCAAAGACAGGAGCGGCAAGUUCCUCUGGCCGGGCUUCGGGGAGAACUCCCGGGUGCUGGCGUGGAUGUUCGACCGGAUCGACGGGGCGGCCGGCGCCAGGCUCACGCCCGUGGGCUACGUCCCGGAGGAGGGCGCCCUGAACCUCGUGGGCCUGGGCGGCAUCGACGUCGGGGCGCUCUUCCACAUCUCCAAGGAGUUCUGGGAGGAGGAGGUGGCGGACAUCCAGAAGUACCUGGAGGAGCAGGUGAACGCCGACCUGCCCGGGGAGAUCCGGCAGGAGCUGCUGGCCCUGAAGCAGAGGGUCGGCCAGAUGUGAGCGGCCGGAGCCCGCCUGAGCGUCACCCCGCCCGUCGCGCCCGGCCGGCCCGACGGUGGCCGGAGCCUGAGCGCAACGGCCGCGGGAGAGGCAGGCCCCGGGGUCACGUUUUGAUUUUUCCGCUGAGACCACAGAGUACAGGCUAGUGACAGCUCUGGGAAGGGAAUCGUAGCGCACCUGCAAAUUUCACAAUCCAAC
Molecule: messenger RNA, 2127 nt
Organism: Condylura cristata (star-nosed mole)
Lineage: Eukaryota; Metazoa; Chordata; Mammalia; Eulipotyphla; Talpidae
Gene: PCK1
Product: phosphoenolpyruvate carboxykinase 1 (soluble)
Exons: 8
Coding region: 64-1929 (621 amino acids)
Biological process (GO): gluconeogenesis; cellular response to insulin stimulus; hepatocyte differentiation
Cellular component (GO): cytosol; mitochondrion
Molecular function (GO): manganese ion binding; GTP binding; phosphoenolpyruvate carboxykinase (GTP) activity
Source: RefSeq, a predicted model, not a curated record